ACCAUCAAUCGGAUUCCUUUGCUCUGCAGAAGAAUGCAAAGCUGAUCGAUAGUAAUUGCUCCAAGAAUGUGAGUGCGCGGCGCGCGUGUGUGUAAAAGAGAGACAGACAGACACAGGCAGAGUGGUGUGUGCAUUACUGUGCAUUAUGCACGCAGGGACUGGGUGCUUGUGUAAAGCCACCAACAAGUGUCUGCCAUUUCAGCAAAAGAAAAAAUGCAAAGGUGCAGAUGUGACGCGACUGAAAGUACCUCCCGGUGAGCCAACCUCCCAUGCAAGGAACAGAUGGAAGCGCUUCAUUCUCAGCAUCUCAUACAUAUUGGAAGGCUUAAUACACACAUACAACUUUGCCAGGUGUAUUGGAACAAGACAUACGCAAGAAUUACAGCAUUUUCCGAUUAUUGUGUGGACCUAUUUCAAAAAUGCUACCCCAAACCAUUCAUUCAUCAUGUACUAGAUGCAGCUUAGUAUCCCUGAAAUUGGAUAUAAACUCAAGAAAGUACUUCAUUUCUGAGUGAAUUGCUAUCGCAGCAUGUGAAGUUAAAGGAACCUAUAAAACAUGAAUAAUAAGGUUGCCAAAACUCUUAAUAUUACUAAAUUGUCGAAAUGGCCAGAGUUUUUUGGUAGGAUAUUCUCAGAUGUGCCGAAUCUUUUCUUGUAGUGAGCCACUAAUGGGCUCCCACGGAAAGUUCUUCAUUUAUGUAGCAUUAGACAUCAAUGCUUCUUUACCGAGGGAGAUCAUGCAAAAUAAGACCACUGUUACCGUAUCACCAGAACUGAACAAGGGGAUUAUUAUUAGAAUAGUAACUGGAAGUUUGCUGUCGCUCUUGAUCCUUUGGACUUUAUUUGGGAAUAUAGUUGUGUGCACCGCGGUAAUUCGAUUCCGACACCUUCGCUCCAAAGUUACCAACAUAUUUAUUGUAUCGUUAGCAGUUUCUGAUCUCUUUGUUGCUUUGCUAGUAAUGCCAUGGAAGGCAGUAGCAGAGGUGGCUGGAUACUGGCCAUUUGGUGCCUUUUGCAACGUAUGGGUGGCUUUUGACAUCAUGUGCUCUACAGCGUCUAUUCUAAAUCUCUGUGUCAUAAGUGUUGACAGGUACUGGGCUAUUUCUAGUCCUUUUAGAUACGAACGAAAGAUGACUCAGAAACUUGCACUUAUUAUGAUAGGGGUGACUUGGACCUUAUCUGUACUGAUAUCUUUCAUCCCGGUGCAGCUAAACUGGCACAAAACUGAUUCCAGCACGGAAGUAAUCUCAGUUAAUGGAACGACUGUCCAGGAGUCUGAGAACUGUGAUUCCAGCUUAAACAGGACUUACGCCAUUUCGUCUUCACUGAUCAGCUUUUAUAUACCAGUUGCCAUCAUGAUUGUGACUUACACUAGAAUAUAUCGGAUUGCACAAAUUCAGAUCAGGAGAAUCUCAUCCCUGGAGAGAGCAGCGGAGCAUGCCACUAGCUGUAGGAGCACCAGAAUGGACUGCCACCACCAUGCCAGCCUCAAGUCCUCUAUCAAGAAGGAGACUAAAGUCCUUAAAACGUUAUCAGUGAUUAUGGGGGUUUUUGUUUGUUGCUGGCUACCCUUUUUUGUCCUAAACUGUAUAGUUCCUUUUUGUGAAUAUGCUCCUGAUGACCCUGAAGCCGGACUGCCUUGUGUCAGUGAGACCACUUUUGAUAUAUUUGUGUGGUUUGGCUGGGUCAACUCUUCACUAAACCCUAUCAUCUAUGCCUUCAAUGCAGACUUCCGAAAGGCAUUUUCUACCCUUGUUGGCUGUAGCCAUGUCUGUUCCAACACACCAGUUGAGACGGUCAACAUCAGCAACGAGAUGGUGUCUUACAACCAAGACACUGCCUUUCACAAAGAGAUAGUUACCGCUUAUGUCAACAUGAUUCCUAAUGUCGUAGAUUGUAUAGAAGACAUGGAUGACACAUUUGACAGAAUGUCCCAAAUAUCCCAGUCUUCCCAAAACCAUGAAGUGGCAACUGACUCUAUAUGUGACUUCGACUGCAGUGCAGAUAUCUCUUUGGACAAAAUUACAAGUUAUACCCCUAAUGGUUUACAUUAAGUCAAAACCAGCACCCCUUAACCAAAUUGCAUUUUCCUUUGCAAACAAAGCAGCAUAAGAUAAAGGGUUCUGUGUCUGAGAGGUCAGAGUGCGUACCAUAGAUAAGAGCUAUGUUGAUAUUGUUACUCAGUUUUAAAUAGUAAACACUCCUGUCCCUGGAGUGUAAAGUUAUUUGUGAAGAUCAUUUAAAAUCUUUAUGCAUGUUAGUGUUAACAGGAGUUAAUCUGAGAAAGUGGUAUGAACACCCGGAAUGCGCACAGUAAAUCGUUGUUUUCUUUUUAAA
Protopterus annectens (West African lungfish) is the source of this 2337-nucleotide messenger RNA. It is a transcript of the gene DRD5, whose product is annotated as dopamine receptor D5. The coding region runs from base 636 to 2054 and encodes 472 amino acids. NCBI's taxonomy places the organism in Eukaryota, Metazoa, Chordata, Ceratodontiformes, Protopteridae. The transcript has a single exon. The record is from RefSeq and is a predicted model, not a curated record. Gene Ontology annotation, molecular function: dopamine neurotransmitter receptor activity; G protein-coupled receptor activity. Gene Ontology annotation, cellular component: plasma membrane. Gene Ontology annotation, biological process: adenylate cyclase-activating adrenergic receptor signaling pathway.